Planococcus citri (citrus mealybug) is the source of this 1844-nucleotide messenger RNA. It is a transcript of the gene Pex12, whose product is annotated as peroxin 12. The record is from RefSeq and is a predicted model, not a curated record. The transcript has 7 exons. Gene Ontology annotation, cellular component: peroxisomal membrane; peroxisomal importomer complex. Lineage: Eukaryota; Metazoa; Arthropoda; Insecta; Hemiptera; Pseudococcidae. Gene Ontology annotation, molecular function: ubiquitin-protein transferase activity; protein binding; zinc ion binding. Bases 654 to 1664 code for a protein of 336 amino acids. Gene Ontology annotation, biological process: protein monoubiquitination; protein import into peroxisome matrix.
GAUUUUUAAUUUGAUUGUUAGUUAAAUUUCAGUUUAAACUUUACAAAAUCUUUAAUGAUGAAAGAAAUUGAUGUUAGUGAAGUGAAAGUGAUAGUGAAUGCUUUUAGAGCUGUUAUCUCUCUUACAAAACAACAAAUAUCAAAUAUCUAUUCAAAAUUAUGUACUCCUGUUUCACACUGAAAUAUAAAACUCAUUUUCACAGGUUGGGUAUCAACUAUUUUAAAAUAUUAUUACUAAAAUAUAGAAAAGAUGACGAAGAAAUAGAAUUUCAACAUUCUUUGAAAUUCAAUAUCUCUGAAAAUAUUGCACGUAGAAUUUUUCUGUUGACAUUUUAUGAAAGGGCGUGAAAUUCUACUAAAGAUGCUUACAUUUAAAUAAGUCUUUACUUCUUUCAGUUAUAAAAUAAUGCAAUAAUUCAAAAUUUUGCUAUAUAUAAUCCAAUACAUCAGACCCCUAUUUCAACUGUUAUCACUAAUAUCGACACUAGCGCUGCACCAGGGGUUGCAGCCUCAAUAAUGGAAAUAUUUUAAUUUUCUUCUUAUAUUUCUUCUGUAAUUUGCUUAAACGCGUAUAAUUUAAUCAAUUUUUCAAUUUUUGUUUGAAAUGAAUUGUUGUUUUAUGAUUGUCAAUUUCUAAAAAUUCUCAUCUCAAUAAUGGCUGAAAGAGGUGCACAUUUAUCAGCAACGUUUGUGAAGAAACCUUCAAUUUUUGAAUUGAUUGCCCAAGAUACUUUGGCGAAUACGUUUUAUUCGGCGUUUCAACAUAUAGCUAAUCAAUUGACUUCCAAAAAUCCAACUCGUUAUGGAUACUUGGUUGAAUGGUUUGAAGAACUCUAUUUCGGCUUCAAUUUUCUAUUACAAUUCCACUACCUUAAAAAUUAUGAUGCUACAUUUUCCGAACGGUUUUAUAGUUUGAAGAGAAUUCUCAUUCGAACGAACACUCCAAAUGUCACUGAUUUAACCAUGAAGCAUAAAUUUCUAUCAUUAAUGUUCUCCGUGUUUUUCCCUUAUAUUAGAAAUAAGCUACAAGAAGCAGCUAAAAAUGCUGAAAAUGGAGAAGAAAAUCAUCUACUUAAGAAAAUUCCAAAAGAUUACCAUCGAUUUAUCGUGCAGCUGUACAAAUCAUCUCAUAUAAUCAUCGAAUCAUUUUAUAUUUUUUAUUAUUUAAGAUACAUGAUUGGUAAAAGUGAAACUCAUUCGGUAUUGUUGCGGCUUGCCGGUGUUACGUUGGUAUAUUACCAUGAAAAACCACAAACAAUUAAAUGUUGGAGAAAUACUUUGAAAGAUAUUAUUUCGGGUAACUGGAGAUCUUCAAUCGACUUACUCAAUGUUUUGAAAGGCUUCUUCGGUAGAAGUUUGGAAAUAACUGCGUUUUUCAUUCAGUUUCUAAGUUGGUGGCAUUCCGAACAGCUUCAUUCCAAAUUUACUGCGUAUCCAAUACCACCUGCACCUCACAAUGAAGUUGAGCAGCUCAAUAAAGUCAAGCUCGAUAACAUUUGUCCGAUUUGUAAAAACUCUUUCAAGAUUCCCACAGCAUUGACUGUCUCUGGAUACGUGUUCUGUUUCAAGUGCAUCCGAAAGCACAUCAUUGAAAACAAAAAAUGUCCCGUCACUCAACUGGCUGCAACUGCAGAUGAUUUAGUUCGCUUGUACGCAGAUCCAUGAGCGUUGAGAUCGAAUUUAGCAAGUGUUUCACUCGAGCUGUGAUCAAGAUGAUAAAAUCACAAUUACCAAUCGUUGAUUUUAAAUGGACGACUGUAUCUUAGGUGAAAAAAAAAAACACUAAAGACUGAGAAACACAUUAAUUCUAUAAUUUUAAUGAAAUACACGUUGCUAUACAAUAAA